AAACAAAUACCAAAACAACAAAUACCACUACUACUGUGGAAUCAAAACAAUACCAUUGCAUAAAUAAAUCAAUACAAACACUACCUAAACAAAUACAGACAAACUACCAAAGCAUAAUGCAAACACUACCAAACCAAAUGCAGAUAACUACCAAAGCGUAAUGCACACACUACCAAAGAAAAUGCAGGUAACCACCAAAGCAUAAUGCAAACAGUACCAUAAUAAAAUGCAAGGUAGCUACCAAAGCAAAUCCUCUACCAAUGCAAACACUACCAUUCCAGAUUACCUGCAGAAGCAAAGCGAUAAAAUCAAUACCAAUGCGGAAAAAUAAAUACCAAUGCGAGACAGGAGAUGUGUUCGUGCCAUAAUAGAUCAAGAGAGUGGAAGUGACUACGAAUGAUCCAAUCAAUGGUGCUGUUGUGUUGACAUUUCUGGAAAAAAAGGAAAAAAAGAAAAGAAAUGGGGGAGAAGAAAGAGAUGGAGUGGAACUCUGGAACUGUGGAAGCUUGCUAGGUAUACCCUAUAAUUCAAUGGAAGCUUGCUUUAGGAUUUGUGAGGAGGGAACCGCAGGUCACAGGGAUGGAGAGGGAGGAAACAAAGCUUGUGCGGCGGCGGAAAGAAAAUGGGAGAAGAAAGUGGUCGUAGAGUUAGGGAAAAGGAAGGAGAUGGUAAGUCAUAAAUAUAGGUAGUAAUCAUGUGUGUUAAUUUUUUAUUUCAAAACUAUCCUUAAUCUAAUCUUAACCGUUAUUUUAAAAAAGAAAAAAAAUGGAGAUAAUGAAGGGUGUAGAUGUAGGUUGCCACAGUGGUUACUAAAAAACUAGUAAUCACCCUAACUCAUCCCCCUUAAAAAAGAGGGUUUAAGGACCUGAACUUAGGCCGAGUACUUAUUUUCUUUUUGAGUACCCAAUAUAAUGAGUCUAAUUUGAACCCAAAUAAAAAAAAUGGAGUAUAUCUCUACCCUAAAAAUGAUAUUUACCACAAUCGAAUUUAACAAAUUGAAUUUGUCGACUCAUAGUUUGAAUUCUCUUCUCAUCUACACAAUAUAUAAUACGAUCAUAUAUGACUUCACUACAAUUCUAACGAAUGCCGACAUAAAAUACCAUAUGAAUGACGACGAGAGUCAAAAGAGAAUCUGUACCAUAAUUAACUGAUUCGUAAACAGCUAAUCUCAGAAUUUAAAGCUUGUUUAAACGUAGAAAAUGCCACGAUUCUCUGUAUCUUAAUGAUCAUUCUAUCCUUAUUUUUACUUUUGAUGAUCUCCAACGUCUAAGAGUCUCUGUAUCUUAAAUAAUCAUUCGAUCUCUUUAAUUGAUUUCUCUGCCUAUAAAUUCUUGUCUCCACACAUCUUUUUUCCUCUAACAUUUCUUCCACAAAAAAAGGCUGACACUAAAACCCUAAACCCACUUAAGGAUAAAAAAAAAUUAUGGCCUCAAGAAACUCUCAGCUGAUCAGAGCUAUGGCCGUGCUUGUAUUGGCCACCACUUUCCUCGCCAUGGCUCCUUCGUUCUGCGUCGGUUCAGGUGGCCGGCUGUUGGAGAGCGGCGGUGGUUCAUCGCCUCCCAAUUGUGACGGCAAGUGCAACGGUUGCACGCCGUGCGUUGCGGUUCCUUCCGUUCACGGCGGCCCUCCUCACAGCGGCGGCCCUCCUCCGCCCCCGCCGGCCGUCGCUGCCGCCACCGGGUAUAACCCUCGUGAAGCAACGCCGUACAAACCGAUCAUCUGGGUGUGCAAAUGUCAGCCGAAAGUUAUUGCUUAAUUAAGAGAGGUCAUUAGGGCGUUUUUUUCCUUAAGUUUGAUUAAACUUUAGUUUAUCUUAUUUACCGUCUUAUUGAUUAUUUCCCAACAAAUUUUGUUUCGAUUAUAGGUAAAACAAAUCGGGUUCGAUUGCAUCUUGUGCGUUCAUUUAUUCAUCACCGAAUAAAGUUUUCCAUCGGAAAAAAAGUUUCAAGUCAUCGCGUUGAUACCGCGAGCAUUCGAUCGACCUAUCUUACUUGCUAUAUACCUUCAUUUGCUAAUACUAAUGGGACUAACAUAUAUACCAUAAUACCAAAGAUUUUGAAACUUAUUAUAUAAUAAUUUUUGCGCGUUGCAAAUCUUGGGCCAGUUAUCCAAUAAUAAAAAUAUAAUCGAACAAUGCCCAAACGAUUAACCUACUAGUGAUAUACGUACAUUCCAAAUUCGAGGCCAACAAUCAUUUAGUGCAUCGAUGGAGCUUAAUUACGCAAAUUUGUUACGGAGCACAUUUAGGGCUGGGAAACGGUGCAGUCUGGUCCAGACCAGACCAUAUAUACGGUCUAUGGUCCAGACCGAGAGGCUGAAGUAUAGACUAAAGACCAGACCACAGACUAUACGGUCUGGUCCAGAUCACGCCUGUGCGGUCUGGUUUGGUCUGGUUUGGUCCAGAUAGACCACACUCAAAGAAAAAUGAAUAAUUUGUUUAGUCAACCACAUAAAAAAUUGAACCAAUAAUCAAGAAAAAUAAUUGUUAUUUGCCUUAAAACAUUAAUCCUAACAUGCAUGAAUAAUUUUGAUAUCCUAAA
Linum trigynum is the source of this 2540-nucleotide messenger RNA. The record is from the annotation of a GenBank genome assembly. Lineage: Eukaryota; Viridiplantae; Streptophyta; Magnoliopsida; Malpighiales; Linaceae.